Haliotis rufescens (red abalone) is the source of this 859-nucleotide messenger RNA. RefSeq lists its product as uncharacterized. Bases 16 to 816 code for a protein of 266 amino acids. The transcript is spliced from 5 exons. NCBI's taxonomy places the organism in Eukaryota, Metazoa, Mollusca, Gastropoda, Lepetellida, Haliotidae. The record is from RefSeq and is a predicted model, not a curated record.
GGUCACAAUUGCAAGAUGAAGGUUUUCAUUAUAUUAACAUGUGUAACAUACACACUGGCGGCGUCGGUGAAGCAGCAUUCCCUAAGCAAACGCCAGGCUGAAUAUACGCCUCCCCUCCUCUCCAACGUCGCCGACAUAUUCGGCAAAAACUUCCCCUUCCAAAACAGCGUCGGCCUCAACAACCAAGACCCACUCCUUCCUUCUGUCGGCAACACACCCUUCAACCCCUUCGGUCCGAACUUCCCAUUUGGAAAUCCUGCACAACAGAACGUUCCUUACAACAGCGGUAAUAACAACCACUACAACAAUUUCUACAACCACCUCGACACCCACUUUCCCAACGCCAACAGCAAAUGUGUCAAGGCGUACAACAUUGAAGCUGAUCUCGUCGUUCUUUCUGACAGCACGGAAGGAUACCCUAUUGAUGCCAUUAACAUUGAGAGAUCCCAGCGUCAGGACCUGCCCAUCUACCUACCCCCAGUCCUCGCUGAGACCACCAGCGGCGUGUUUGACGUAGACUACUCCUAUUCGUGCCCAACUAUCAAGAAGCGACUGAGGAGCUUCGACAGGUACGGCGGUCGUUGUUGGGUGCUGUCUGACCUGCAGGAGGUUGACUACGGAUAUUGCGCCUACAACUACUGUAACAGCCACCACCACGGCAACGCCUUCCAGUCCCGCAACAUGUGCAUUGAGUCUUACGACAUCGUGUACGUCUGGGCCUACUGUGACAAUUACGAAAUCGCGGCGGUGAGGAUCAGAGAGGAAGCAAUCCGUGUCCCCAAAUACUGCUCCUGUAAAAAUGUCAGAUGUGCCUGAGAAGCCAGGUCUACCAACAAUCAAAGUAGUAAUAGAACCCUUG